Astyanax mexicanus (Mexican tetra) is the source of this 4374-nucleotide messenger RNA. RefSeq names its product glutathione hydrolase-like YwrD proenzyme. The transcript is spliced from 12 exons. Lineage: Eukaryota; Metazoa; Chordata; Actinopteri; Characiformes; Acestrorhamphidae. The coding region runs from base 259 to 1959 and encodes 566 amino acids. Gene Ontology annotation, biological process: glutathione catabolic process. Gene Ontology annotation, molecular function: glutathione gamma-glutamate hydrolase. The record is from RefSeq and is a predicted model, not a curated record.
UGAAUACCCAGCUAGGUGCACUUCGUAGGGAACUUACAAGGCGAUUGGAACGCACCCCAUAUCUACGCUAUAUUGAGAAUCCGCAUAUAGUUUACAGUGUGAAGGUAAUGUUACCGGGGGUUGUGUAAGAUACGCAGUGUGUUUCUGCGGAUCUAACUAAAUAGUGUAUGCAUUAAGUGACGUCAUAUUAACUUUAUAGCCGUGCUAAAGUGCCAAAGCUCACUUUCACUUUCUUGUAGCUUUUCUGCAGGAACUGAAAUGAGUGCAAGGAAGGACAUGCAAGACAGCCUGGCCUUCACUUCUCGGCGAUCACCAGUCGUCUGUCUGAAUGGCUGCGUCGCCUCCAGUCAGCCUCUAGCAUCAAACAUCGGACUAGAUAUCCUGAAGAGAGGUGGCAAUGCUGCAGAUGCUGCUGUGGCUGUAGCAGCUGCUCUGAAUGUGACGGAGCCCGUCAGCACUGGCCUGGGUGGAGAUGCUUUCUGCCUCUUCUAUGAUGCGACUUCUCGACAGGUGCGAGGACUCAAUGGAAGUGGUAAAAGUCCCAAAGCUCUAACUCUGGAUCUGAUGGAGAGGUGUGGCUUCAGUCAGACUAACCCUCCUUCCAUAUUUCAUGCACACAACGUCACUGUUCCUGGAGCUGCAGCGUGUUGGUGUGACACUGUGGCAAUGUUUGGCAGUAAAAAGCUGUCUUUAGCUGAUCUGCUGCAGCCGGCGGUAGACCUGGCUCAGAGGGGCUUUCCUGUGGCUGAAAUCACAGCGUAUCACUGGGCCAGGGGGGCUGAAACCCUGAAGGCUGCUGGGAGAGACCUGGGUGGAGAUUUACUCAUUAACAACAGGCCACCCAAACACGGGCAGGUCAUGACCAACCCCAGCCUGGCACACACCUUACAGGAGCUGGCCCUGCGGGGGAAGGCGGGGUUUUAUGAGGGCAGGAUUGCUGAGGCUGUGGUUGACGUGGUGAGAGAAGCUGGUGGUGUGAUGAGUCUGGAUGACCUGAAGAAUCACGUCACGACUGAAAUCACACCGAUCUACACUGAUUAUAAAACGGUGAGACUGUGGGAGGUCCCACCCAACACUCAGGGAAUGGCAGCCCUCAUUGCCCUUAAUAUCCUCCAGAAUUUCCCCAUUAAAGAUCUGGCUCACAACAGUGCGGACUACCUGCAUGUCCUGGCUGAGGCGUUAAAACUGAGCAUGACUGAUACCAUGCACUACAGCACCGACCCGGACCGAGUUACAGUGCCUGUAGAGGGGCUUCUGUCCCAGCAGUACGCACUACAGCGCAGCCAGACCAUUCACAUGGACAAAGCCGGGAGUGUGUGUGAGCCUGGGAUUCCCACAGGAAGUGACACGGUGUAUUUCACAGUGGUGGACGGAGAGGGGAACGCCUGCUCUUUUGUCAACAGUAACUACAUGGGAUUAGGCACUGGUCUAGUCCCCCGUAACUGUGGCUUUUCUCUUCAAAACAGAGGAGCUAACUUCUCUCUGGACCCCAGGCAUGUGAAUUGUUUAGGCCCAGAGAAAAGGCCCUAUCACACUAUAAUCCCAGCCAUGCUGACUGAAGCAUCCUCAGGAAACCUGCUGUGUUCCUAUGGGGUAAUGGGAGGCUUUAUGCAGCCUCAGGGCCAUGUGCAGGUAUUGCUUAAUAUGCUGGAAUUUGGAAUGAGUCCUCAGGUUGCACUGGAUGCCCCACGUGUGUUUGUGCAGUUUGACCAGGCUGCUCAGCAAUGGCAGCUUUAUUUGGAGGAGGGGAUGAACCAAGAAGUGGUUGAAGAUCUGAGAAGGCGUGGCCAUGUGGUGAACUGGCCAAUAGAAGGGCACGAGCGGGCAAUGUUUGGACGCGGGCAAGUCAUCAGUGUAGGAACAUGGUGGGACCCAACCCGUGAAGAAACAAGAGUGCCUCAGAGGGUUCUGUGGGCUGGAUCAGACCCCAGAGCUGAUGGGUGUGCUGUAGGAUAUUAGCACAGAGAAUAACCACUUAAAAUCUGUAAUGAGUUUGUCGAGCCACAAGGGAGCGCUCCCGAAUCAACACAGAACAAUAUCUAAUGUUCAGCACAGCAUGUCUAAUUGUUAAAGCUUUAAAUUCCAGUUAUAAGACUUUUAAACAUGAUCUGGCUGUAUUCCAGCAUCAGCUCACAGUAGCAGUAGUAGACUUGUAGAAAAAUUGUAAGUAUAGUUAAAAAGUAUAGGUACUUUUUUGUUUUGCUUUCUAGUGAUAUCAUUUUACUUUACAAAAUGAAAGGAAUAUCCUGGUCUAGUGGAUUUUAAGCUGAUUAGCUCAUCACAUCACCCAAUCACUGGCAAGAUGGCUACAAAAAUGGGAAAAAAAACUUUAAAAUGUAGUGUUUUCUUAGUUAAAAUGACUGAAAUCAUGGCACUGAGUUUUAUGUUGUUUCAAUGUAUUAUGACACUUGUCUUUAUAACAAACUAAAAUCCCUAGCAUUUGCUCACCCAUUCAAAUAAUAGAAUUCAGGUUCUAAUCACGUCCAUAAUCACAAGUGUUUAACAAUAAAUGCAGCAGCUGGUCAUGCUGGUCAUCCACUGGACACAGUGACAGGGUAAGAGACAGGGUAAGAUCAUGAUUUGUUAUCUAUCAAUACGAUGGACAUGUCUGGGUUUGAUGGUUUCCAGAAGAACAGUACUUGUCUGAUUGUAUUGUGCUGAGUGUAAAGUUUGGUGGAGGGGGGAUUAUUAAUAUGGUGUGGGGUUGUUUUUCAGGCAGUUAAGAUUGGCCCCUUAGUUCCAUUGAAAGAAGCUCUUAAUGCUUCAGCGUAUCAAGAGAUUUUGGACAAUGUCAUCCUCCUAACAUUGAGGAUCUCUUCCUGUUUCAGCAUGAUUGUGCGCACCAGUGCACUGCUUAUUGAGCUCCAUUGGCUACCAGUUGCUGCUCAUAUCAAAUUCAAAGCUCUUACAAUCGUCUACAAGGUGAUGACAGAUGACAGCUCCUUCCUACCUGCACUCACUCCUGAAGGCUUACGUUACCUCCCUGCCACUGAGCUCCUCCAAUAAACACCUCUAACUAACUACCUUCUACUACCAGAUCAGGAGCAUCUCUCACUAUCUUUAAUAAACUCCUGAAGACAGAGCUCUUCAAAGAGCACUUACUCUCCUAACACCUCUAACUAACUACCUUCUACUACCAGGUCAGGAGAAUCUCUCACUAUCUUUAAUAAACUCCUGAAGACAGAGCUCUUCAAAGAGCACUUACUCUCCAAACACCUCUAACUAACUACCUUCUACUACCAGAUCAGGAGAAUCUCUCACUAUCUUUAAUAAACUCCUGAAGACAGAGCUCUUCAAAGAGCACUUACUCUCCUAACACCUCCAAGUAACUAACUACUUUUAACCUCAUUUCCUUCUCCCCCUCCUUCACUCCUCUAUCCCAUUAUUUCACUUUGACCUCCUUUAGGCCCUGACUAAAUAAGUUUUUACCUUUAACUUCUAUUACUUUUGUACUUCACUUUGGACAAAAGCGUCUGCCAAAUGUAAUGUAAGGUAAUGCACAAAGCAAGGUCUAUAAUAACAUGGGUGAAUAUGGAUGAAAGAUAUUGAGUGGCCUAUAGUAGCAAAUACUUUUGGUAAUUUAGUCUUUGUUUCUUUAGCGAGCUUGCUAUUAAAAAAUACUGUUGAACCUUAAAUGGUGCAGCCGUGGUAUAAGGUGGUAUGAGAAGGAAAGAAAAAUCUGAAAAAGAAACUAGUGAAUAGCUCACUCAGUAAUCAGAGGUGGACGAUUUUAAUCCUCCCCCCCUCCUAAAGUGAGGUUGCUGAACUGUACCACUCCUAUUAAUCACAGCAGUCUAGCCGGGUCUCCUACUGAACACUGCUAAUAGCCCUUCCAAGGGAAAGAGUGACACUUGAAUAUCAUAGAAUAAAACAUUUAAAAUACCUGAAAAUGAGCUUUUUGCAACUAAAACAAUUCAGACCAUCAGCUGCCAAUGAAAUAAUGAAAUUGUUAGGAUAUGUUGUAAUUUCAAGCAUCUGUUGGAGGGCCGUUUUGAAUCUGGGCCAUUAGGUGGAUAAUCCGCUGUUAGAGUUUAGCACUUCGAUUACCUGAAGACACACAGACCAAUACUGUGAACAAUAGCAAUACUGAGUGCUGCAAUAUAGCGUCUCACAUGCUACAGCUUAACUCAGGAGAUCUCUCUCUUUCCAAGAAUGUAACCAGUCACGUACCAAUACAAACACUGCACUGGUCCUACAUACAGCAACCUGAACAACACUUUAGUGCUGAUUAUUGUACAUUUAAUGCACAGAAUAACCUUAAUAAAUACAAUAAAUUCUCACAAAAUGUUAUAGUUUUAUAGUGAUUUUUGUUUUUAAAAUGCUGUUGUGCGGAAAAGAUUGCACUUUUAAAUAAAUUGUUAUCAAAUCACUGUU